This is a messenger RNA of Thelazia callipaeda (thelaziosis nematode), 1569 nucleotides long. NCBI's taxonomy places the organism in Eukaryota, Metazoa, Nematoda, Chromadorea, Rhabditida, Thelaziidae. The record is from the annotation of a GenBank genome assembly.
AUGCCUAUAUUGGAUGUUUUUGAUACAAUUUGGUUCCGUUUGCAAAGGUUAGAUUUGUACAGAUUAUAUGGCUCUGUAGAAGGCGACGUAUGGGUAGAAAUGGGCAAUGCCAUUAUAGCUCUUAAUAAUCCCGUUAAAUUUGGGGAAGAAAUAUCAAAGAGUUCAGAUAUUUAUCGUUUGUGGAGCAAUGUGAGGCAAUGUUUGGGAUGUAAAGGACACAAAUGUACAGUAUUUAUUCGUCAAUUUGCACCGACUGAUUCAGCAGAAAAUUUUCAUUUCUAUGAGAAUGGCUUGAAGAUUCUCCGACAAUUACGCCAUCCGCAUAUUACUAAGUACAUUGAUUGCGCGGUAAAUAAACAUGAGAUAUGGUUGCUGACAGAACGAAUUCAAAUUCUUGAUUUAGCAAUUAGUAACUUAUCACCGAUCGAAAUUCAUUCUGGACUUACUCAUAUCCUCAGUGCAUUGAUUUUUUUGCACAAUAAAGCAUAUAUCUGUCAUAACAACGUCUGCCCUUAUUCGAUAUAUGUUACUUCAGAUGGACAAUGGAAAUUAGGUGGGUUUGAAUGUGCGCAAAAAUUGGUGAAUUCGAAACACUGGGUACAAACUGAUUUUGUACAUUCAAUAAAAAUAGCAGAGUUUGCUCCAGUAGAAGAUAAGCCUAUGCUUCAGAUGAUGGUAUCAGUUGAUAUUCCACCAACUGCUCGAGAUGUUUUCGCCUUCGGAAAAUUAAUUUUUUAUGCACUGCCUUAUUUAGAAAAGCAUUUGAUGACAGAAACAGUUGAUUGUUUACAAAGAGUUGCUCAUCGUUUGACUGAAAAUGAUGCACAUAAACGAGGUGAAUUGAGUGGUUUGCCAACUUCAUAUCCAGAGGCCUUCUCUAAUCAUUUGACUGUCGCAGUUGAUUUCUUGCAAAAUAUUCAUGCAAAGUCUUGUGCAGAAAAGCAAGACUUUUUUGCGACAAUCGUCAGCCAAUUAAAGGCAUUACCAGAAGAAGUAAUUGGGCGACGUCUUGUACCUUUGUUGCUUUCCAGACAUAUUCUUCUUGAUUCUGUUGCUCAAGAAAAAUUGAUUCCUAUUGUUCUGCAACCUACAGGUAUUUUAAUAGCAUCAAUUGAAUACUUGAUUUUUCCCUAUACUUGUUUGAUUUUACAGAGCCAUAAUGUACUUUUAAUGAAUACAUUUUAUGUUCAUUUAAAAAUUUUUGAAGUAAGCAAUGAAGGCAAAGAUGGUUUAUUAUGCGAAUCAUCGUUUCAAAAAUGGAUUAUUCCGGAGUUGGUGAAAAUAUUUGCAGUUCAUGAAACAGCAGUUCGUCUGGCUCUUCUUUCAUACUUUCAUUUAUAUAUGCGUUAUUUUUCUCGGUCUCAGCUUGAAAUGGUAUUAUACGAGCUUUCUCUUGGAAUGCAGGAUAAGCAAGAUAAGAUUGUUAGUGCUUCGCUUCAUUCGAUGGCACAUUUAGUGGAAGUGAUUGGUGGAGAAGCUGUAACUGGUUUAACUCGUAAAAAAAUUUUUGCUAAUGGCAGACCAAAAGUAUGCUUUAUUUUAAUGAUAAGUAGUAUUAUAAUCUUGUGA